Messenger RNA from Sipha flava (yellow sugarcane aphid), 345 nucleotides. RefSeq lists its product as uncharacterized. Bases 1 to 345 code for a protein of 114 amino acids. The transcript has a single exon. Lineage: Eukaryota; Metazoa; Arthropoda; Insecta; Hemiptera; Aphididae. The record is from RefSeq and is a predicted model, not a curated record. Gene Ontology annotation, molecular function: nucleic acid binding.
AUGUUUUUUCAUCAUGACGGAGCACCAGCUCAUAAUGCAAUUACUGUUAGAAGAUAUUUAAAUCAAAUAUUUCCGAACCGCUGGAUUGGUACCUAUGGUGUCGGUCCUUGGACUGCACGAUCUCCUGAUUUAACGCCACUGGAUUUUUUUUUAUGGGGAUAUUUGAAGACUGUGGUUUAUGCAGAUCCACCUGUCAAUCUUCAUGAUUUAAAAAAUAAAAUACAGGCGGAAUGUAAUAUUUUAAGUGAGAACCAAAUCAAUGCGGCAACUUCAACUGAAUUUUUGAGGCGACUUGAAUCAUGUUUAGAGCAUAAUGGCAGAAACUUUGAACAAUUUAUAAGAUAG